AUGACUAACAGAUUGGAAGGAUGUUGGACUAAAGAGGAGAAAUACAAUACUGAAGCAAUGAUCAAAGACAAUGUCAGGGCGUAAGUUGUUGAUUUCAUUUGAUGUAUUUAUAAAUAUGUAGCAUACUUGUACUAAGUAAUUAAAUAACUUCUUAAAAAGUUCUCUAAUUUUGGAUAAGAUUAUUGCACGGGUGAAGAUUACCACAAGAGCUCGCAGACUUAGGCUGCAGCAUCACUGAGAGUUCUGAGAGUAACUCAUGGGAAUUGAAAUGCAAAUUUCUGUGAAUGAUCUAGCGCACAUUUUUGGCAUUAUGGACACAGACGUUACUACUUGCUGUCUAAAAACUGUAUUUCCAGGGAUAUCAGCGAGCCUAAAACUCCUUUAGGGACAGCAUUGGACUAACUCAAAGCAAUCUGCCCUCCAUAAACCUUUUUGUCAUGUCUUGAGGGUGAUUAUAACGAGGCAUGAUAAAUCUGGGAACAACGUGAGAACAAAACAGAGGGAUUUGCGGAGCGGAAGGGUGGGGCUCAACUCCACUUCCCAAAAUCUGAUAUCUAAGAAUAGGAUAUGAUUACAGUCAGUCAAAUGUCAUGUCAAACAAAGUAUUAACAUACAUGAUUUGAAAUUUGUUAAAAAAUAUUUAAAGAAAACAGAAUUUUCUGUCAUUUGUCAUACAAAACCCUUGAAGAGUGUGUUACUGCAAGAAGAAAAGAGGUUAAUUUAGUUAAGCAGAUUUAGUAACACGAAUUCUGAUAUUGUAAUUUCGUCUUUUUUUCAUAAAUUUGAAUAAGAAAAAAAUCAUUUUUAUGAUCGUAAGCACUCCAGUUAACAAGUUACAGUAACAUUGAUCACUUCUGUUUCUCCUUGAAAGUGAUUCUUAAUUAGUGCUCAUUUAUUCAUACACUAUAUGUAAAACACUUUUCAUUCACGUGAAGAUUAUGUUACACACCUUCACGCCUUCACGUGAAAAGUCAUGGUGCACUAGAACUCGCUUUUAUAAAGAGGCUAAGGACAACUUUUGAGGCUAGUGUGCUGCAUUAGGAAUUUAGACAAUUUAAUGCUUGUUUUAAGCCAGUUCUUUUCCGGAAUAAUUGCUUCAGAAUAGGAUAGUAACAGAAACAAUUUUGCAUUGUUUUUCUUCCCCCUGUAGGAAUAUGUAGUGAACCUUUUCAUGGCUGCCGCAGCACCAUCACCGCUGGCCAGUUCUGUGGAGAAGACAAAUGGAGCCAAGCUCAGCAGGCUUCUUAUCGACGGUGGAACAACAGUUCUUAGGAAGAUUUUUGAUGGUCAUCAUCCUCCUGCAAACUUGAUUACUGACGUAAAUGCUAAUUACUCCAUCCUUAACAAUCUCUUACGUCGUCGAGUUCUAAAUGGCCAUCAGUGGGACAAACUAUUUCCACCUUGUGGAGUCGCACCAGACUCCAACACCUUUGACAUCACUUUUCUGUUUCUCCUUCUGACCGACAUUUGUGGAUUGACCCCUCCCCCCUCAGGAUGGCACACUAAACCACCCUCAAGUGACACGUCUCAUGAAGCUAACCUUGCAAGGGUUAAGUUCUAUCGCAAUAUCUUGUAUGGUCAUGUGACAACUACUGGUGUUGAUACACCAACUGUCUCUGCUCUAUGGACUGAAAUUAGUGGUGUUCUUGUGAAUCUUGGCCUUGAUCAGGCGGAAGUAGAUAGGUUGAAGGCAGAGAAAGGUGGAGAGCAAGAUUAUAUUGACGUGUUGUAUGAGUGGGCUGACAGUGAAGAGGAUAUCAAGUCACAGUUGAAUAACUUAAAUAAGUCUCAGAGCCAAACGCAUCAAGCAGUUGAAGAUGUUCGUCAGGCCCAGGUUAAGACACAACAAAGCGUUGAUGAAGUGUGUCAGAACGUGAAGGAAGUUGAAGCAGGGCUAAAGGAAAUAAAAGAAAGAGCGGAAAAAGACGGAAAAGACAAGGACAGGUCAGAAGAGGUCCUUCGAAAUCUUACAAAGUCGGAAUUCAGAGGAGACAUUGAGUAUUAUGCGGAACGAUUUCAAAAAGGCACCCGUGAGUGGGUAUUUGACAGUGUUCAGAACUGGCUGGAUGACAGAAGCUCUCAGCACCGCGUGAUGGUGAUCAGUGGAAAUGCGGGGAUGGGAAAAUCUGUCAUCGCAGCUGUGAUUUGCAAGAGAAUGCAAGAGGCUGGCAGGCUGUCAGGAAGCCACUUUUGUCAGUAUAACAAUGUACGCUACUGUAAGCCUCAGCUAAUGAUUCAGUCACUUGCCUGUCACUUGUCCCAUGCCUUGCCAGAAUACAAGCAAGCUCUUGUGGAACAGCUAUCGAGAAAUCUUGGCACAGAUCUCACCCACAUGGGUGUUGAGGAGUUGUUUGCACUGCUUUUCAAGGAACCUCUAAGUACCUUAGGUGAUCCAGGAAGAGACAUGCUCAUGCUGAUAGAUGGUUUGGAUGAAAGCGAAUACCGAGGACGGAAUGAGCUUCUUGAUGUGAUUGCAAAUCAGUUUUGUAAGCUCCCUAUUUGGAUUCGUUUUGUCGUAACGACGCGUCCAGCCUUAAACAUUACAGACAAUCUAAAGCACUUGAAGCCGCUUGAACUGAAGUCUAAUGCUGAAGAGAAUCUAGAAGAUGUCAGGGUAUUUUGUCUUAAACGGCUGGAACACAUAGUCAAAACAGCGAAUGUGGCCGAGUUUGUGGAAAGACUAGUUUUGAAAUCUGAAGGACUGAUGUUGUACGCCCAUUUUCUUAUAUUGUCGAUCACUGAAAAUGCAUCAAUUGUCCAAGAGGGAAACCUUGUUGACAGUUUACCAUCAGGAAUUUCUUCAGUGUAUCAUUCCUAUUUCAAACGUUUGGAACGUGAGCUCUUGAAGGAACUCGACGUAAAUGAGGAGCAUUUUCUGAAUCUGUUAUCUACCAUGACCACUUCAAGAGAGCCCCUGCCAGUUGGUUUUGUGUCCAAAGUGUUAAUGCCAAGUAUAAAUUCACCACUCACAAGGCGUAAAGUACUGAGAGCCUUGACUAGUGUGUCUUCACUUCUUCCUGUCCGUGACGAUUGUCUUCAUGUCAUUCACAAGUCAGUCAAAGAUUGGUUAACAGACAGUUCAUGUUAUGUGGAACAUGAAUUCAUCAUGGAUGAAAAUGAGGGACACCGUAUAUUAGCAGCCCUAUGUACUGACGAACUUGAUAUUUUGAAACGGAAAAGUGUACAUAACAUACAAUGUAGCGCCACUGAGAGGUACGCGCUGUCUCAUGGAGCACAUCACAUGCUGCACAAAGGCGUCAAGAGAGAGCCACAUAAGCUGGACGAACUGAUAAAGGCCUACAUUAUUGAUAUAGACAUAGUUUAUGCCAAGACCUGCUUUAACAGCACAACAGCGGCUGAAGAUCUUCUGUGGCUUAAAAAGCAGGAGAUUUUUACGUUGUUAUCAAAAGAUAACCAAAGUGUUGUGGACACCUUGUUGUUUCUUUUGAGAAAGAAUCUCCGUUUGCUUAUGGAUACCCCUCGUACGUCUCUUCAAACCAUACUUAACCAAGGAGGAAAAGUGUUGACUUUUGAGGCGUCAAAUCUUUUGCGAAAUAAGUAUCCUGAAAUAGCAUAUUUGGAAGAUGUUCACAACGAGACGCAGCAGGGAGGUGUUGUAGCCCGAUUUGAAUGUUUAUCUGUUGUGGUCUGUUUGGACGUCUCUCCGCAGUUGGAUUAUAUGGUGUGCGAAUGUGAAGAUGGGAUGCUUCGGCUGUGGUCACUCCAGACUGGCAGGCUCGUGUGGACACGUCCAGUCAUAGUAGAAAAGAGUUUCAAGACGCCCUGGUUCCUUGGAUAUGCAAGAAAGCUACUUUCUGUACAUGUUUCAUUGUUUCGUUCCGUUGCUUUUCACCCUACAAAGGAAUGUAUUUUACCAGGGAUUUUAAGUCAGGCCUACAGUACUAUGAACGGAGACUUGAAACCCCUUUUUCCCGGAAGUAACUGUAGAUUUUCAGUUUGCUCUAUUUCCGGUGACAAGACUAAUUGUCUUGAGAGUUCCAAAUGCCUUGUCUUGUGGAGUUUAGAAAAUGGUUCAGAGGUUGAUCGAAUCCUUGAAGAUGAAGACAUUUUAUCGUUUGCAUGGACUAGCGAUGGCAGGCUUCUCGCAAUUUCACAUUCUUCGGGAGUAAUCAGUUUGGUUGAUGUGAUGUGUGGUUUCAGAAAACUAGCACAUACAGCGACCCCAGAAGUAUAUGGCGCGGUAAAGUUUUCACCCGAUCAUCGAUUUCUCCUUUGUCGCCGUGCCGAAGACGCAUUUUGUCUCAAGGUCGUUAGGGAUACCCCCAGCACAUUUUCUUUAACGGUUUGUCAUGAUAUCCCUUAUGACUUGUCUCAUGCUUUAAAGAAUUUUGAUUCUUUCAAUGAUUGUGGGUUUUUAUUUGGUGAUCCUGUUACCACAGACGGGUCAUUUUACCCUUUGACGUUUUUUCUUGACGAUCAACGUCUGUUACAGUACUAUUUGUGUACAAUAGAAAUGGUGGACACUAAAGGCCUUCACCAAAGCAGUCAAGGCGAAUCUACUCAAGUUACUGGGAUAGAAGUGAGUUUGGAUGGUCAAACCGUGUAUGUUGCAAGUGAGAAAUCAGUCAUUGCUAGGGACAUGUUCAAUGGGAAGUGUAAGGAGAUAAACCGCCUGGUUACAUUGCAAGAUUUCUGUCCUUUGUGUCCUGUGAGCGGAGGUGUCCUAAUUUCAACGAAUCUAUACACUCUCGAGUUUUGGAAUUAUGAUCUGUCCAAAUGUAUCGAAACGUGGCCUAGCCCGUCUGGAAUUGAACAAUUGAUCCUUGUAUCAAAAGAACGAGUAGCAGUUGUAGGAGAGAGGGUAGUGAUGAUCCUUAAUACCAGCAGACGAGAAUUCGUACAAACAAUCUUAAGUUUUGGGAGAAGAAUUCUUACCUGUAACAGUAAAUGUCAGCUGUUAACUAUCACCGAUUCUCACUCUCUUCAGCUGUUACUUUCUCACACUCCUCAGUUUUGGUAUGGCCCUACGGUGGUUUGGGAAAAAAGAGGCAUUGACAUGGGGUGCUAUAAACAGGAUGUGGCGUUCUCCCCUAUGGAACAGUUCCUUAUUGUCGGGACGAUGAGAGGAGUGUUAGUCCUGGAUGCCGAAACAGGGAUCAAGCUCCGUACUUUACCGUCAUUGUCUCGUUCUUCUAGUUUAACGUUUAUCAGUGAUGAUCAAUGUGUUAUUACUGGUUCUGACUUAACUGUUCAGGUGUUUAACGUCAACCUGUUUAACGUUAGAUCUGGUGAACUUCUAAGUACAAUUGAUGUGGAAAGCAAAGUGACCUGUUUAGCAGCCUGUCCACUCAAUCGUAUUCUUGCCAUCGGCCUGAAGAACUCCACACCUAAUGUCAAGCUUUUGAUGGUGUUUUUGCCACGAAGCAAAGACCGUGAAAGCGGAAAAAGGUGA
This is a messenger RNA of Porites lobata, 5413 nucleotides long. NCBI's taxonomy places the organism in Eukaryota, Metazoa, Cnidaria, Anthozoa, Scleractinia, Poritidae. The record is from the annotation of a GenBank genome assembly.